GAUUAAAGGAAAAAAAAAGAGAAUCUCUCCUUAGUUGGGAUAAAUAAAAAGAUAAGGUAAUGAAAAGUAUUGUGUGUAUACUGGCCUCACACUGUGAUGCUUUAACUAAAAUUCCCUGAAAGCAAAUGAAAAAUGAACACAACCAUGCUCUGUAGCUACCCAAAACACUUCACUCCCCUCCCAAUACAACUUUUCUCCAAAUCUCAACAUCGCCAUGUAGUUCGUUUUCCCAUCAAAUGCAGCAGCAGCAGUGAUAAUGGCAACGAAUCGCAACCCGUUACACCACCAAACACGGUGGAGAUUCGAAUCAGAAGACGUCCGUCAAAACGACAAAGGCAGAAGGAAGAAGAAAUGAUAAAUGCAGGGAAACAAGCUGUUAAACCUAAACCUCCACCAAAGGAUUGGGAAUCAAUGAAUCUAACUGAGAAGGCAAUUGAAUUGUACGUUGGAGAAAAAGGACUUUUGUUCUGGCUAAACAAAUUUGCUUAUGCUUCUAUUUUUAUUAUAAUUGGGGGUUGGAUACUUUUUCGAUUUGUUGGUCCUGCAUUUGACCUUUACCAGUUGGAUACUCCUACUCCUCUUGCUCCUGAAUCUAUGUUUAAAGGUACAGGAGACAAACCUUGAUCCACUGGAAAGCUCAAGUUUGAGAUCAUCAGAAGAAAUUUUUCCCCUCUUUGCUUUAAUUAGUCCAAUUUUUUGUAACUUGAAAGUUAUUAGUACUACUAGAUUUAAGCAAAUAAUUGGAUACUAUAUGUUUUUGUUA
This is a messenger RNA of Solanum tuberosum (potato), 763 nucleotides long. RefSeq lists its product as uncharacterized. NCBI's taxonomy places the organism in Eukaryota, Viridiplantae, Streptophyta, Magnoliopsida, Solanales, Solanaceae. The transcript has a single exon. The coding region runs from base 133 to 624 and encodes 163 amino acids. The record is from RefSeq and is a predicted model, not a curated record. Gene Ontology annotation, cellular component: chloroplast.